Molecule: messenger RNA, 387 nt
Organism: Cooperia oncophora
Lineage: Eukaryota; Metazoa; Nematoda; Chromadorea; Rhabditida; Trichostrongylidae
Source: the annotation of a GenBank genome assembly
AUGAAAUGGCCAACUGGUGGUUAUCCGCACGCAUGGCUUACAGUUUACAUAACUCUCUAUGCAGCCUGUAUUCCAUUGUCGGUGCUAUUCUUUUCAUUUGGUUUUUUCAAAUCCGGUAAUAUCGCCGGAGACAACGAGCGGCUCGCCGACAGGGAAGAUCGUGUCAUUGAGGUCUCAAGGAAUCGUAAAGGAGAGAAAUCAGGAUGCCUUCAUGGUAUUAAAUCGUGUUGGCAGCAUAGCCCACCAAUGCCGCAACAGAUUCACGUCAUCACCGCUCUAUGUCAACUGAUUGCACAACAGCUUAUGAUCUCACAGCUCUAUCGUCAUGGAUUUGUCAAUUCCGAAAUGAUGACCAUAGCUCUGGUCAUAGAGCUAGCUGGUCAUUAA